Messenger RNA from Lycium barbarum (goji berry), 1946 nucleotides. RefSeq lists its product as uncharacterized. The record is from RefSeq and is a predicted model, not a curated record. The transcript is spliced from 4 exons. Lineage: Eukaryota; Viridiplantae; Streptophyta; Magnoliopsida; Solanales; Solanaceae. Bases 953 to 1720 code for a protein of 255 amino acids.
CCACCCCCUACCGCUUCGUCUUCUCACUGCAACCCAAAUCCCCACCAUUAACCUACUAGAGUAUAAUUUUUCUCAAUGUUCUUUUUAUUUUUAUUUCAGAAUCUCUCCACAUCCUCCACAAAAUAGUAGUCACUAACUUGAACAAGCUUGAAUACCUCAAUCUUUCAUCUAAAUCAUUGUUUUCUAGGUUAAUUUCUAAUGAAAUUGAUUUGAUUAUUGGUCUUACAAUUCUUUUACGUUUCAAUAAUUCAUUUGAAUACCUCCCUUUCUUUAUGUUUAAUUUUUUCAGAAUAUCCCGUUACACCCUUCUGCUUCGUCUUCUUCUUGCCCCCCUUCAAGCUGCCAAUUUUUCCCUAAGUCCCCAUCAUUAUCCCCAGCAUGUCUUUUAUCCCUCUUUCUCUCUUUUUUAUCAUUAAUUUAACGGAAAAGAGUCAAAAUUAUUCCUGAACUUUGAAAAAUAGUUCAUCCAUGACCUUCGUUAUACUUUAGGGCCAAUUAUACCCUUACCGUUAUACUUUGGGCCAAAUAUACCCUUGAGUAUAACGACGUGCCACGUGUCAAAAUCUCAGUGGCCAACUUAUUUUCCCUCUUUUAUUUUUCAUCCGGAUGCCUAUUCCUUCAGAUCCGACCCAAUUAAUUUAUUACCCGACCCGUAAAAUAACAUAUCAUUGCCAUAGCCAAACCUAACCUGUAUAUCUAUAACGCCUCUCUCUCUCUCUCUAAAAAAAAUACAGAUCUCUUCAACCUCCAUAGCAGAUCUAAAAAAAAACGCAGAUCUCUUCAAACUAAGCUUGGAAUUCUUCAUCCAAGAAUAAUUUAUACUCUUCCACUCAGGAUGGAUAUCCACUAUGGCAUGCUAUGUCGUCUCUUUCAAGACAAAGUUUGGUGCAGAUCCUAUCAUACUUAGGCCCACAGCUUAUUAAGAUGAUAAAAGUCAACUUAUUCUUCCAUCAUGGUGGUGAUUGGAUUCGAGAACCACAUGUAUUGUAUGAAAAGAAAUGGGUUCACUAUUGGAGAGACUCAAUAUUUCAAGGGAAAGUUACAAGAUGACCCAAAAUACAAGGUAAAAGAUAUGAGGGAUGACCCACCAGCUUUGGUCAAACUUGCCGGCAGACCCAGGAUUAAGAGAGAUAGAGGGAAAGAUGAGGCCCUUAAGAGGCAAGGUGAAUGGAAGCUUUCAAGGAAAGGUAGCGUGAUGACUUGCAGCAACUGUGGAGAGCCAAAUCAUAAUGUUAGGAGUUGUGGCAAGCCAAAGAAAGGCAAGCAACCAGCUAAGAAAAGGCAGCCUGCUAGGGGCAAAAAGAGGCAGACUCGGGGCUUAGUUGAUGAAGAUGAAAAUUCCCAAGUUGAAGAAGAAAUCAACUUAACAGCCCCCCAACCAACCCAAGACAGUCAGUCCAUGCCUAGUAGCAGCACCCUAUUUCCUAACUUUGAAUAUCCUUCAGUUGAGGAAGAUGAUGAAGACCCUUUUCUAAGGCCCAUAGUGAUUUCUGAAUUUUCCACAAGGCUUCAAAUGAGGCAGAAAGCACAAGAACCAACAGGUAGAAGGGCAAUAAGCUUUAGAGGUGACCACAAUGGUGUUAGCGAGGCAGCCAAUCUUCCAGUCUCAUUAACAAGCUUAACUUGGCAAGGGAAUGAUGCAGUUACUACCAGCCAGUUGGAGGCUAAAGCUCAAGAGAGGAUUGGGAAGUUGAAUCCAAGAAGGGGACCUAACAAUUGAUUUAGCUUUAUGAAAUGUUAUUGUUUUUUGUGAAUUAUUGGUGAUGUAUUUACUGCUUAAGACAAUACUCUUAAUUUGCUAAUUAUGUAAUGGUCAAACUAAAUGGAUGCCACAUUAUGACUUGGGAUGUAUUAGUUUUUAGGGUUAUAGUGUGGCAUCCAUACAACUAUUGACUUAUUUUGUGUUGUGGUUGACAGUUUCUUUAGCAUAUUUAUGGUGUUUGAAA